Pundamilia nyererei is the source of this 540-nucleotide messenger RNA. RefSeq names its product sodium channel protein type 4 subunit alpha B-like. Gene Ontology annotation, molecular function: voltage-gated sodium channel activity. NCBI's taxonomy places the organism in Eukaryota, Metazoa, Chordata, Actinopteri, Cichliformes, Cichlidae. The transcript has 4 exons. Gene Ontology annotation, cellular component: voltage-gated sodium channel complex; plasma membrane. The annotation marks the transcript as partial. The record is from RefSeq and is a predicted model, not a curated record. Gene Ontology annotation, biological process: sodium ion transmembrane transport; membrane depolarization during action potential; neuronal action potential.
CAGGCUUCCAGCAGGGCAGAGACUCCAGAGCAACAGGACUCACUGCAGAAGAAGAAAUCAGCUGGUAUACGAGCUACUAAGCAAGAAUACGUUGAAGAGGCAGAGGAGCACCACCGGCCUUUGUGCUGCACCUGCACUGACGCCUUCCUGAAGGGGGACUGUUGUGGCUGCUGGCGAUGGCUCAAACAGCAGUUUCACACCUUUAUCACGAACCCUUUCUUUGACCUGGUCAUCAUCAUCUGCAUCAUUGUUAGCACCAUCUUCACAGCCAUGGAACAUUACCCUAUGAUGGAGGAGUUCAUGGAGACCCUGGUCAUCGCUGAGCUGGUCUUCCGUGUGAUCUUUGCAGCUGAGAUGAUCAUCAAACUUGUCGCACUGGGCCUGCAUGGAUACUUCCAGGUGCGCUGGCAUAUCUUCGACUUUAUCCUCGUCAUCAUUUCUCUGGUGCAGCUGGGACUGGCUGACGUUGAGGGUCUAUCUUUGCUGCACAGUUUUCUUCCGGUUAGUAUAACAUCACCAUCACUGUCAUCAUCAUCAUCU